AUGGCAGAAGAAACGAUUUGUGGAUAUCCAGUUUCGCUUCUUAAGCCAUGGGAAAGGAAGGGAAACAUCCCCAAGCUUUGCUUUUUCAUUACAAACAAAGAAAUUGUCGAUGAAAUAAAGAAGAAAUUUGCGUUAAUCAAUUAUUCGGAAGUAUAUGCUGUCAAAAAAGCAAGCUUUUAUCAUCAGUAUAUUAAAGACAGAAUCCCUUUUAUGAUUUCCUACAAAAAAGGUGACGUUAUAACUGUUGUUGCAGCUACAUUUGUUUAUGGAAAAAGAAUAUAUGACUAUAAAGGCGAAGUAUUUGUUAAAUUCCACAUUACCACAGAUCUUCCAUUCUUAGAAGUAUUAGAUAGACUUACAGGAUAUUCAAAUCAAAACCUUGAUCUAAAUCAGAUUCAAUUUGAAGAACCAUGCCCUCUAAAAAAUGAAGAAAGAUUAAGGAAUACAUUUUAUGAUUGCCCACCGUUGGCAUACUUGCGUCUUUUCGAAUUAAAGAUUCAUCCUGAUAAAGAUACUACUAUAUUUCUUAUUUGCACAAAAUUUAAUGUCGAGCAUUGCCGUCUUAGUACAUUAUGCCUCCAAUACAACUCAGAUGAUUCUAAUCCUGACUAUAUCAAGCUUGAUCUUUACGACCAGUACCGCGUUGAUUUGGAAAAAAAAGAAUAA
This is a messenger RNA of Trichomonas vaginalis G3, 666 nucleotides long. RefSeq lists its product as uncharacterized. Bases 1 to 666 code for a protein of 221 amino acids. Lineage: Eukaryota; Parabasalia; Trichomonadida; Trichomonadidae. The record is from RefSeq and is a predicted model, not a curated record. The transcript has a single exon.